AUGGCAGAGGAAAGUCAUCCAAGUCACCUUUCACCCAGCGAACUGGGAACCAAAGACUACUGGGAAACCUUCUACGCCCGAACCCUCACACACAUCUCCACAAAACAAACCCCCAAGCAAGAGACCACGGACCUGGAUUCAGACGCCGAAUCUAUCGACGACGAUGACGACCCCGGCACAUCAUGGUUCUCCGAACACAACGCCCCCGAUAAAGUCCUCCAGUUCCUGACCGCAGAGGACUUCCCCCUGGCACCGUGCAACACUGUCUCCGCGGGUGCCAACAACCACCCCAGCAUCCUGGACCUGGGCACCGGGAACGGGAGCAUGUUGGCUCUGUUACGCAAGCGGGGCGGGUUCCGGGGCGUGAUGGUCGGGGUUGAUUAUUCGGCGCGGAGUGUGGAGUUGGCGCGGGAGCUGCAGAGGUUGAAGAUGCAUUCGGCUUAUUUGACGGAUGACGAGGAUGAGGAGUGUACUGGGGGUGGUGCUGAGGGGGAGAUUCGGUUUGAGGAAUGGGAUAUUUUGCAUUCUGCGGAGGAGGUGACGGAGCAGGGGAAGUUGGAUUGGUUUCCGUAUGGGGAGGGCGGGUUUGAUAUUGUGCUUGAUAAGGGGACGUUUGACGCUGUUUCGCUUUCGGAGGAGGUGGUCGAGGGCGAUGCGGGUGCUUCUGUGGCGGGGAGGAGGAAGGUGCAGAGGCGGGUUUGUGAGAUGUAUCCGGGGGUUGCGAGACGGUUGGUGAAGAAGGGUGGGUUUUUGGUGGUUACGAGCUGUAACUGGACUGAGGAGGAGUUGGUGAUGUGGUUUACCAGGGAGAAGGGGGAGGGCGAUCGAUUGGAGGUUUGGGGGCGUGUUGAGUAUCCCCGGUUUAGGUUUGGGGGCAAGGAGGGCCAGGGAGUUUGUACAGUGUGUUUCCAGAGGCUUUGA
Aspergillus bombycis is the source of this 921-nucleotide messenger RNA. Its product is annotated as putative S-adenosylmethionine-dependent methyltransferase. Gene Ontology annotation, biological process: peptidyl-lysine monomethylation; peptidyl-lysine dimethylation. Bases 1 to 921 code for a protein of 306 amino acids. Gene Ontology annotation, cellular component: cytoplasm. Lineage: Eukaryota; Fungi; Ascomycota; Eurotiomycetes; Eurotiales; Aspergillaceae. The transcript has 2 exons. Gene Ontology annotation, molecular function: protein-lysine N-methyltransferase activity. The record is from RefSeq and is a predicted model, not a curated record.